This is a messenger RNA of Neogale vison (American mink), 4914 nucleotides long. RefSeq names its product interphotoreceptor matrix proteoglycan 2 (gene IMPG2). The record is from RefSeq and is a predicted model, not a curated record. The coding region runs from base 1 to 3759 and encodes 1252 amino acids. Gene Ontology annotation, molecular function: hyaluronic acid binding; heparin binding. Gene Ontology annotation, biological process: visual perception. The transcript has 19 exons. NCBI's taxonomy places the organism in Eukaryota, Metazoa, Chordata, Mammalia, Carnivora, Mustelidae.
AUGAUUAUGUUUCCUCAUUUGGGGAAAAUUUCUCUGGGUAUUUUGAUAUUUGUCGUGAUAGAAGGAAACCUUACAUCAUUAACAGCACAAACCUACAUGUCUUUACAAGAUAUCCAAGAACCCAAGAGUGCAGUUUCUUUUUUCCUGACUGACUCAGAAUCCACAGACACUUCUCCUUCUACUGAAAGGAAACUACCUCUGGACCACAGAGAAACUGAGAAACAGUGGUUGCUGAGAAGAAGGCGAUCUAUUCUGUUUCCUAAUGGUGUGAAAACCUGUCCGGGUGAAAGUGUGACCGAGGUUGUGGCAAGCCAUGUGAAAUAUUUUAAAGUACGAGUAUGUCAGGAAGCUGUUUGGGAAGCCUUCAGGACAUUUUGGGAUCGACUGCCUGGGCGUGAGGAAUAUCAUUACUGGAUGAAUUUGUGUGAGGAUGGAACCACAACUAUAUUUGACAUGGGCACAAAUUUUAGUCAGUCCGUGGAACAUAAAAGUUUAAUUAUGAAGAAACUGACAUCUACCAAGGAAACUGUAAGCAGCCCUGAAUUAUCAUCUCUGUUUCCUGUUGGUGAUACCUCAACAUCGGGAGGUGCUGUUCUCAGUGCUCCAUAUCCAGAGGUGACUACCUCUGAAGGUACCUCAGAGAGCAGCAAGGAGAGGCCUGAGGAGAGUAUUAGCAAUGAAAUUGAGAAUGUGAUAGAAGAAUCCACAAAACCAGCAACUGAGCAGAUUGCAGAAUUCAGUAUACACCUUCUGGGAGAGCAAUACAGGGAAGAACUACAGGAUCCUUCCAACUUGCACCACCAGCACCUUGCGGAAGAGUUUAUUUCAGAGGUUGAAAAUGCAUUUACUGGGUUACCAGGCUAUAAGGACAUUCGUGUACUUGACUUUAGGUCCCCCAAGGAAAAUGGCAGUGGCAUAGAUGUUCAUUAUGCAGUUACCUUCAAUGGUGAGGCUAUCAGCAAUACUACCUGGGACCUGAUUAGCCUUCAUUCCAACAAGGUGGAAAACCAUGGUCUUGUGGAACUGGAUGAUAAACCCACUGCUGUUUAUGCAAUUAGUAACUUCAGAGAUUAUAUUGCUGAGACACUGCAUCAGAAUUUUUUGAUGGGGAACUCCUCUUUGAAUCCAGAUCCUGACUCCCUUCAGCUUAUCAACGUGAGAGGAGUUUUACUUCCUGAAACUGAAGACCUAGUUUGGAACACCCAAAGCUCAAGUCUUCCGUCAACCCCACCAUCCAUUCUGGAUAAUACCCUUCAAGCUGAAUGGCCCUCAGCAGAUGAAUCUACCACCAGCAGUAUUUCACCACUUGAUUUCAGCUCUGGUCCUCCCUCAACCACUGGCAGGGAACUCUGGUCAGAGAGCCCUUUGGGUGAUUUAGUGUCUACACCCAAAUUAGCCUUUCCCUCGAAGGUGGGCCUCAGUUCUUCCCCAGAGGUUUUAGACGUUAGCAGCUUGACUCUUCAUUCUGUCACCCCAGCAGUGUUUCAGACUGGCUUGCCUGUGGUUUCUAACGAAAGGACUUCUGGAUCUCACCUACUAGAAGAUGGAUUAAUCAAAGUUGAAGGGUCAGAAGAUUUUCUUUCUGUUCAGCCAUUGCCUUCAAGUCCAUUCACUCAGCCAGUGCCAAAGGAAACAAUACCAUCUGUGGAAGAUUCUGGAGUGUCUUUGACAUCCUCACCAUAUCUGACUUCCUCUGUUACUGUAGAUCUUCUUGCUAAAGAAGUAACUAUAUCUUCUGGCUUGGACUUUUUGGCCUCCAAAGACAAAGGCCAAUUAGAAGUGAGCACUUUGAUGUCAGACACAUCCAUAGAAAAAGAGUUUAUAUUUGAAAGUGGUUUAGGCUCAGGGUCUGGGCAAAAGGUAGAUCAGAUUACUUGGCCAUGGAAUGAGACUUCAUUAGAGAAGAGUUCUGAACCACUGUCUAAGUCAUGGCUUGAAGAUCAGGAGUCACUUUUGCCAACUGAGGUUAUAGAUGAGAAAUUAGUUCUAGAUGACAAAAUAGAUUCUACAGGACAAAGUAUUGACUAUUUAAAAUAUGGGCAUUUUGAUAAAUCCACAAAAUUUGCAGAGGAAGAACUCAUUGGUGGGCCUACUGUGCCCAUCUCUGCAGAGACUACAACUCAAUCUGCAUCUCUAGUUCUCUCCAAACAAAUAUCAGAGGUACCUGACAUUGAUUAUUACCCGGUUACCAAACCACCUCUCCUACUGACAUCUAUAGCAACCUCUGCUUCUACUGAUAAACCAGAUCUACCGUUUCUAAAGGAGGAUGUGGAACAAACUACAGAGUCAUCCAACCACGAAUGGUUUGAUAACGAGAUUUCAGUAAUGAAGCCCGACAUGCAACAGUUGGGGACUGUAUUGCCAGAAUCAGAUGUAGUUUGGGCAAGAACUUCUUCCUUAGGGAAAUUGUUCAGAGACACGUUGGCAAGUACACCACAGACUACUGACAAGCUCUGGCUGAAAUCUUCCAUAACACAGUCUACCAAAUUGUCUCCAACCACCAGCUCCACCCUGCUAGAGGAUGAAGUAAUUAUGGGUGUUCAGGAUAUUUCAUUAGAACUGGACCGGAUAGGCACAGAUUACUAUCAGCCUGAGCUAAUCCCAGAGGAAAAUGGCAAGGUUGGUAGUUAUGUGGAAAUAUCUACAAAUGUCCACUCCACAGAGAGGGCUAUUGUGGUACAGCCCACGGAAGGAGGUGACUUGAGUCAUACCCAGACUGCAGGAGCUUUGUUGGUUUUCUUUAGCCUCCGAGUGACAAACAUGAUGUUUUCAGAAGAUCUGUUUAAUAAAAACUCUUUGGAGUAUAAAGCACUGGAACAAAGAUUUUUGGAACUGCUGGUUCCCUAUCUCCAGUCAAAUCUCACAGGAUUCCAGAAUUUAGAAAUCCUGAACUUUAGAAAUGGCAGUAUUGUUGUAAACAGCCGAAUGAAGUUCAUGAAGUCUGUCCCUCUUAAUGUCAACAAUGCUGUAUACAUGAUCCUGGAAGACUUUUGCACCACUGCCUACCAGACCAUGAACUUGGCUAUUGAUAAAUUCUCCCUUGAUGUAGAAUCAGGUGAUCAAGCCAACCUUUGCAAGUUUCAGGCAUGCAAUGAAUUUUCUGAGUGUGUAGUCAACCCCUGGAGUGGAGAAGCAGAGUGUAGAUGCUUCCCUGGGUACCUGAGUGUGGAAGAACUACCUUGUCAGAGUCUCUGUGAUCUACAGCCUGACUUCUGCUUGAAUGAUGGAAAAUGUGACAUUAUGCCUGGACAUGGGGCCAUUUGUCGAUGCCGGGUGGGUGAGAAUUGGUGGUACCGAGGUGAGCACUGUGAGGAGUUUGUGUCUGAGCCCUUGGUCAUAGGCAUCACCAUUGCCUCGGUGGUUGGGCUUGUCCUCGUCUCUUCUGCUUUUGUCUUCUUCUUUGUCAGGACUCUUCAGGCUCAUUAUGAUAGGAGAGAAACAGAGAGUCCUUUUUGUGGUUCCAGCAGGCAGCCCGACAGCCUCUCAUCCAUUGAAAAUGCUGUGAAGUACAAUCCUGUGUAUGAAAGCCAUGUGGCUGGACCCGAGCAGUAUGAGGGACCCUAUCCUCAGCACCCCUUCUCUAGUUUUGCAGAUGGAGAGAUGAUUGGUGGUCUGAGCAGGGAAGAAAUCCAGCAAAUGUAUGAGACCAGUGGGCUUUCCAGUGAGGAAAUUCAAGAAAGAAUGAGAAUUCUGGAACUGUAUGCCAGUGAUCCUGAGUUUGUAGCUUUCGUGAGAGAACAUCAAAUGGAAGAGCUUUAAUCAAAACUUCUAUUUUGAAACUGAUUAGAAGCCUAGAGAAGAUGGAGAUCCCUUGCUACCUCUGUCAUAUAAUUAACCUGGAUUUUGAACUCUGUUGGAAGAAGAAUUUUCUAUUUAAAAAAUUAAGUUUGGGGACCGAAUUUUUUUUUCCAGCUUAAAAUUUCAGAAUAUAGUAAGAAAUGUGGCAAUUUUUAUACCUACAAAGACCAAAAGUUGUAUUUAAAGAAACUGAAAACUGUAUGAGUUCUGGGAAGUAUUCUACAAGGAAAAAAAUGACCUGAGAAUUGGGGCUGGAUUUGGGGUCUGUUUCUGAAUCUCUGAAGGUGUGUCUCAGAAACAGUGGUUCAGGUUUCCUUGGAGGAAAAUAAGGCAAGACUCUUUCAGGAGAAGGCAGGUUUAGUAAGUGAAUAUUUGGUAGCAUGUUUGUUAUUGUUAGAAUAUUGUGGAAUGAGAAGCCUUUGAAUUAGUUUUAUAAAGUUUGUAGUCAGACACUCAUUUAAAUAAAAAACAUUAAGUAUUUUUGGCAGUUAGACUGCUGAAGGAAAAACAACAUUUUUGCAAUAGUAUAGAAUUAGGCUUGUACUUUUUCUACCAGAGUUUUGAAUUUCCUCAGCAUGUGAAUCAAGACCACAUUAUUGUUAAGUAUGUCAGUAUCCUAUUUUUUUUUUUUUUGGUUGUCAAGGCCAAUACAUAUGUAUAGUGUUUAAUGGGUUCUUGUUAGACUGCAGAUGAACUUAAUCAUAUGGACAGGGAGGGAGUGGGCAUUGGUCAAAAUCAUGGCACUGAGAAUAUACUUUGCUCAUUGGUGGGUGGACUAAGUCGAACUAAUGGGCUCCUUGACUCUUCUUCUACUAUCUCAUGUUGUCCUAGGCAAGUCCUGGAUUUUUCUAGUUCCUGGUGUAUUAAUUGGGAAAGCAGCACUAACUACCUCACAUAGUAUAGGUUAGCUUUACAUUGCUUUUUCUUAUGUAAUAAUUUGUGUCUAAAUUCAUUCCUGCUUACAUGAAAUAUGACAGGACUUUUACUGCAAUUAAAAUUUUUAAAAUUAUAUAGGUAGGAAACAUCCACAUAUUAUAUAAAUCUUAAUUGAAAAUUGAAGUUUUCCUCUUUCUCUCUAGUAAAUUUUCGAGUGGGUAGCUUUGGAGGGUGCAAGGA